AUGUCCGAUUCGCAUUGCCAGUCCUCCUCUCGUCCUCUCGCCCCUGCUCCAGGUCGCCCUCUGAAACGAAAUGCCUCGUCCGAUGAGCUGGUGCCCGUGCGAAAGCACAAAACCACCGCUUGCAAGGCCUGCAAACGCAAGAAACUGAAGUGUCGCGGAGAUCCUCCAUGUCAGCACUGCGUCAGCCAUGGCAUCAAAUGCGAGGUCGACGCAAUGUCCGACAUGCGCCGAAAAAACGCCAUGGACCGCAAGGUGGCAAAGCUGGAGAAAGUAGCCGACACGUUGACUCGGCUGGUCAACGCCCUCCGCGACAGCGAGAGUAGACGGGUCUCGCAGCUGCUGAAUCUGAUCCGCAGUAAUGCCUCGUUCGACGAACUCCAGCUGUUCCUCGAACAGCAGUUCUCCCAUUACGAACUGAAGUCGACGCCCGAAUUGCGCGACAUCCAAAGCCAACUCUCCCAGACGACCGAGAUGGCGCCCCUGGGAUGGCGCUACCUACGGGUUGAUCGGCUGGCCGAUGAUCCUGUGUACAAGGUACCCGCGAAGCCUUGGACGACGGUGACGGACGACAGCGAGCUUGUCUCUCACCUGGUGUCGCUCUGGUUGACGUGGACGUAUCCCUGGUUCAACUGGCUGGAUGUCGAUUGUUUGAUCAGACAUAUGCAGGAAGGAAAGCUGAAUUCCCGCUUCUGCUCGCCGUUCCUGGUCAAUGCCAUUCUCGCAGAAGCAUGUUAUUACUCCGACUACGAGGAAGUAUUUACCGUUCCCGGCGACAUGCUCACUCGGGGCGAUCAUUUCUUCGACGAGGCACGUCGUCUGUUCGAGGCUGGAGAAGACGAGGGCGAUUCUCCCAGCCUGCCGACUAUCCAGGGGCUCAUGAUUUUAUUCGUUCGGACGUCGCUGAUGGGCAAAGAUCGAAUGGGAUGGGUCUAUCUCGAUCUGGCCGCUCGUGGAGCCCAAGAGUAUGCUGCGUCUCAUCCACCUCACUUGAUGGAAGAUGAGGAAGAAAGAAGGGCGAUCGACAGGACCCUUUGGGGCAUAUUCGGCAUGGUUUCGACGGCAUCCGUAUCUCUGAUGAAGCAUUUUGAUAUCCACCCUCCCCAAGGGUCCCCUAUUGCUCGCAUCAUCCACCAACGGCAUAAAGACGAUGUCUGGCAACCGUACCCGCGCCCGACCGACGCCGGGGUCCCCAGCCAUGUCUCCUGUGUGUUCAACCGGUGGUGCGCGAUCGCCUGCAUCACCGUGGAAAUUUCCCGCGCGUUCUACCAGGCAGAGGACCGGAUCUCUCGAUCGGAAAUGCUGCCCUUCGUCAACGACAUCUACCAAAGAAUGCAGGACUGGUACGCAGACAUGCCCGAGUGUCUUCUGAUCGAGAACGUCACGGUUCCUCACGCCCUGAGCCUCCACCUCUUCUACCACACAACGGUAAUGCAGACCUUCGGCCUUCUCACAGCAAACAACGACGACCUCGAUCCCGAGACCGUCCACCGCGCCCGGACCAUCUGCGUCGAGAACGCCCAUCGCAUCGCCCAUCUCAUCGGCAUCCACCGCGACAAGUGGGGCAUCGGCCGCAUGGCCCCGUCCACCAUCCAGUGGCUGAGCAUCGGCAUGUUCACCCUCCUCGAGGCCCUCGACUCGGCCGACAACCGCGCCGCCUUCAUCGAGAUGUGCAUCGUCGCGCGGGCGUUUGCGCGCCGCUUCCCGCUGGCCAAGGGGAUCCUGCGCAUGAUCCAGCUCUCGGCGAACCAGAUGCAGGUCGUCUUGCCCGCGGAGACGGAUGCCCUGUUUACGGACUUUGAGACGCGCAGCUGGGAGGGCAAGGAUCGGCAUACGUUUAGUACGUUCUACCCGAACUUUGCGACGGCGGUGCGGCAGGGGGCGACGCGGGAGGGGGACAUGUCCAUGGAUCGGUUCCUGGAGAAAUGGGAUAGUUUGGCCAUUUCAGACUUGAAGGAAGAGCAGGCGGAGGGAGAAGUUGGUUCAUGA
This is a messenger RNA of Aspergillus thermomutatus, 1986 nucleotides long. RefSeq names its product Zn(II)2Cys6 transcription factor. Lineage: Eukaryota; Fungi; Ascomycota; Eurotiomycetes; Eurotiales; Aspergillaceae. The coding region runs from base 1 to 1986 and encodes 661 amino acids. Gene Ontology annotation, molecular function: zinc ion binding; DNA binding; DNA-binding transcription factor activity, RNA polymerase II-specific. Gene Ontology annotation, biological process: regulation of DNA-templated transcription; DNA-templated transcription. The transcript is spliced from 6 exons. The record is from RefSeq and is a predicted model, not a curated record.